Molecule: messenger RNA, 1006 nt
Organism: Tricharina praecox
Lineage: Eukaryota; Fungi; Ascomycota; Pezizomycetes; Pezizales; Pyronemataceae
Exons: 1
Coding region: 206-844 (212 amino acids)
Source: RefSeq, a predicted model, not a curated record
GGUAGAUACCUAUUCUACUCCAGAGAACCCGGCCCAUGUCCCUACGCCUUGUGAACCACUCACUCGGCAUGAGCAGCCAGAUAAUAUCGGACGUACAUCGGACGGACAGCGUAUUUGAGUGCCAUCUCAUGCAAAAAGAAAAAAAUCUGCCGUCGAGCCAGCUCUUCAUAUAGCUGCCACAUCGUCGGAGAGCGGGGGGUGAUUAAUGCCUCGUAUAUGCGGAGCAGCUGUCGGCAGCAGCCAGCACUACUAUAAGAGCCGGCUAGGCAAGCAGCGAGCGCGCCGGGGGCGGGAGGAUUACUCGGGUACUUACAUACCGGUAGGUACGCACGCACUACCGACCGCCGCACUCCGCACUCCGUCCGCGCACCGUGACAUUCCAACGAAGCCGCAGUCGGCCACUCCGGUCUCCAGGGAAGGAAUGCGGCUCGUAUCGCUCGAUAACCCCCACUACGCGUCGAUACGGGACUGCCACAGCCCCGCCCCGCCCGUAUCCGUAUCCGUGUCCAUGUCCACCCGCGACGAUCGCAGCAAGUAUGAUACCAAGCAAGACCUGUGCUGCGGGCUGCGGCGGGCAGAGGACGUGGAGGCCACGGGUGCUGGUGCUGGUGCUGGUGCGGCGACGUCCGAACUCCGCACGGCAGUUCUGAGCGCGACGAGGGUGACGAGGGUGAUCCCCGAAUUGCGAGUUUUUGUUAUCCUCUCCGUCGCACUCCCUGGUCGGGAAUCGACGGAUGCGGAGGAAGGAACGAAGGAAGGAGUGUUUGCCGGGUACUUGGUCCCUCGCAGCUACUACUGCCGCUGCUGGUCGUGCUGGUCGUGCUGGUCGUGCUGGUUAUGGUAGUGGGACGCGCAUCGACACUGCCUACCUACUAUACUGUGGCCCUGUGGGAUUCCAUACAUAUGUACUCAGUACAUACGUAUGGAGAACGUAUGGAGAGGCGAUAUUAAGGGCUUCUCGUUCGCGUGGCUUCGACUUCACCUUCACCUUCACCUUCACCUUCAC